This is a messenger RNA of Magnolia sinica, 1865 nucleotides long. Its product is annotated as PHD finger protein ING1. Gene Ontology annotation, cellular component: nucleus. The record is from RefSeq and is a predicted model, not a curated record. NCBI's taxonomy places the organism in Eukaryota, Viridiplantae, Streptophyta, Magnoliopsida, Magnoliales, Magnoliaceae. The transcript is spliced from 8 exons. Bases 608 to 1270 code for a protein of 220 amino acids.
UGGAAUUCUGAGAAUAGUUGGGCGGCUGCUUAAAAAUGAGUUCAUCUCAUCUUAGAUAACUGUAAUUAUGUUUUAGAGUUUGGGAUUAAAAUAAUUUUGAUAACCAACAAGUGCCAUUUGGUUACACCUUGAUUAAUCUUGAAAUAUCAUGAUAUUUGGUGCAACCAAACGCACCUGCUAUCUAAUUUGAUGCAAUCAAACUCACUCUAAACUGGUAUCUCUAAUACAUAAUUACCAUUAACUAAAAUGAGAUGAACUCGUUUUCAAGUGGCACUCAAACAGGCCCUUAUAUAAUGUGAGUCCAAUGGAAAAUACACUAACAAGAAGAAAAAAAAAAAAAAAAACCAGUCUACCAAAAGAUAGCGUCUUGAAUGGUGAAGGGAUCCGAACCUCUUCGCAGACAAAUACGGAUUUUGCAUCAUCUGUAGUUAAACCAUUGGGAGCUCAUUUCUUUGAUAUUCAAGUUACUUGAAAUCAGCAGUAGAGUCGAUUAUUUUAAACAGAUGAAAUGUUAGCUAUGUCAGUUCCCUUUGUUUCUUUCCAUAUCAUACCUCCUGACGGGGUUUUCACUGUUUUACCAAACUAAGAUCUAGAAUCAUUGCCAUCCAUGUUGCAGCGAUACUAUUCAGUGAUGCAUGAUUUAGACAAAAGUUUACAAGCUGUUCAGCGACAAAAUGAACAACGAUGCGAACAAGAAAUAGAGGAUAUUAGGAGGGGUAUUCAGUCUGGUAACAUCACACCAAACACUUCGCUUAUAAGAUUUUCAGAUGAGGCCCUCGAUGAGCAAAAGCACUGCAUUAGGAUUGCUGAUGAGAAAGUUACAUUGGCUGUCCGUGCCUACGAUAUGGUUGAUGCUCACAUUCAACAACUUGAUGAUUAUAUGAGAAGAUUUGACGAUGAGCUACGAAGAGAAAAGGAUCUGACAGGUGCUUCUGGGACGGCCGCUUUGAACCUUGAUGGUAAUACCAAAUCUGGAAGGGCUAGUGAAAGUAGUAAAGGGGGACGCAAAAAAACACGCUUGGCAGUUGCCACAGCAGCAGCAGCAGCAGCAGAUCCAUCAAGCAUGGAUUUGGAUUUGCCAGUCGAUCCAAACGAACCCACCUACUGUUUCUGCAACCAAGUCAGCUUUGGGGAGAUGGUCGCUUGUGAUAACCCAGAUUGCAAGAUAGAGUGGUUCCACUUUGGCUGCGUUGGUUUGAAAGAACAACCCAGAGGAAAAUGGUAUUGCUCAAACUGCACUGGAAUGCAGAAGCGUCGGAAAGCCAAAUGACUGGUCUUGGAUCUCUCUUUUUCAACCCAAGUUACUGGUUCGAGAUUACAUCUUCGGACUCAACUUUGGAUUUCGACUACUGAAAUCUAGCAUUGGUUGCGGGCUUUACCAUGGCAGAUGGAAGGAACUGAAUCUGACCAUGAAACCGGAUCGUAGAGGAACUGUUGCCAUGGUACCAAAGAAUUGCUGUAUCCGAAUAAUGCUGAAGUUUUCACUGGCUGUAUCUGAUCUUCAUGAGCAUGAAUUGAUCCUCUUGCCGUGGGAUGGUAGAUGAAGGAUCCCUUUCCAUGGAAUUGUAAUUUUUAUAAAGAACGAAUUACCAUUCUUAAUUAUUUUGCUAUCCCUUUGAUUGGAGUUUCUAGCAUAUCUAUCUGGUAAAAAUGUAACAUAAAAGACCCAGAACGAGAUUGAUUAGAUGGUCCUGAUCUCUAGCUGGUGGACAUUUGUUUGUUAGAUUUGUACCCUAGAUUAUUCUAUUUUAAUUGUCCAUUAGAUUUCAACAAAUGGGCGGUGGACCUUGUUGGGUUAUGACCGGUUUAUGGCAAGACCAAUGUUGUUUUAAUUUUAUAUGCAUACGUGUAUGGGACUUGUACCA